AUGUUACUCUGUGUGCUGGCCUUUCUUCACAUUGUGUUCAUCACAACAAGUGCCUCUGCUGAGCCGCCCCCUGUUGGGAUAGACACAAUGUUGUGGUUGGAUCUCGCGAUGGCCCCACACCGCGGAGUGGGCGGCACAGUCUACACAAUGAUGAGAAACGGCAAGUCCACAUCUGUUUGUGUACUCCCACGCCAAGAGUCAUUACAUCCAAUAACAUUUGCGGACUUUGAUAUGCAGUUUGGUCUUCUCUACAAGAUAAGUAAUUAUGAGAAGAGAGAUUCCAACAGUCCGGAGAAUGGAGAACUGGAGCCCAUUGCCGUAUUGGAUGCCUUACAGGGUUGUUAUGUACACAAUAAAGAUAGAUCUACACAACAUCAACCACCCUGCUUUGCGUUUCUUAACGCCACUGCAGAUGAUUGCCUUCGCGGGGAACGGGAAUCGUUAUUCUUCACUCCCGCACCCACAGCAGUGGAGAUGUUGGCAAUCUACAUUACUCGUUAUCUUCCACAACGGGCUAAUAUGCGGGAAAUGAUAGCACAAUCUGCAGGUUUUGAAAUUGAUAUGCGGCAAGCAAAGUUACAUCUGGAUAAAAAUAAGGCUGAACUUUCUUCUUCAGAAUAUGAAGAAGUUGUGUUUAAUAUGAAGAAACAAGUGGAUGCGUUAUUAUGGAAACAUCGUGUGGUGGUGGAUGAUAAGUGGAAACUUUUACAGUCGUGGUUAAACACAACGACUAGUUCAGCGUGUUCUGCAGUGUAUGUACUACCUCAAUGGCUGUUGAAACCACAAAAAGUUACCGUGGAGGAUAUUGUGGACUUGGUUCGCCAUAGUAUAUCUACUCUAUUUGUAUCUGAAAAGAAAGAUAAGAGAGAAGAAGAAGUUUUAUUAAUGGAACGUGCUUUUUGUGCCACUGCCUCAUUUGCUAUUGCCGCUAUUUUUAUGGAGGAUUUAAAUUUCUUGCAAAUGAAGGAUGAUCUGCAGAAUACGGGAACAUUAGGGAUUUUAGAAACUGUGGAUAAUACGACUGUAGAUAGAAACUUGAGAUACUUACAACAAGUGGUGAAAGAGGAAUGGAAUCAACUCCGGAGUAUUGCAAAUCCAUCGUACUGGAAAUGUCUUGGUGGUAUUUUCCUCGAAGAUACUCCAACCAUUCCAUCCGUUGCCAGUUGUUUUACAGAAGAUGUAAUGGAAACAAGAUGGAAUUUUCUCAUGUAUCAUAAUUCUUCUUCUUCUACUUCUACUACUGCUACUACUACUACUAUAGUAGUAAGCACAAGUAAUGCACAGCGUAUGGAGUAUCUCUUUGCAUGGCCAUCCAGUAAACCAAUACGAUUUGAUACCGUGCAGACGCGGAACUCAGCAAUUCAGACGGGCCUUAUUGACAUUCCACUCCGUGAAGAUCAAAUUCCAUCAUUCCCUACAGGAGUUGUGGGGAGUGUAGGGGAUAAACAUUUAUCCAAUGGGACUCAACAGUGCCCAGUGGGAACUUUUGCACUUGUAGAGGAUAAUUUCUACUGUAGGGAUUGUGUUAAUAAGAAAAAUCUUUUUAUUUACUGUCCAGGAGAUGGAGUGGUUCACAGCUGCGCUAACAAGCCAAGUGGUACCGAUUACGUGCCAACAGGGCUGAGACCUUCUUCCCCUGCAAGUUGUCAUUAUCACUGUAUUGAUCCAUAUAUGUUUAUACUAAAUGGAAUGUGUGAUUUUGUUCCGGGAUAUUAUAUGAAUAAUGAAGUAUUGGCUAACUGUAUUGUACCAAAUACACUUAUUGGACCUCUCUUGUUACCAUAUCAUUCUUUUGUUGGAAGUGGGGCACCAAAUAUUCCAGAGAGUUGUUCAUAUGUAUUACGUCGACGUGUUAUUUCAGAAAAAAUCUCUCAACUUCCAUCUCCAUUACAGUGGUGUGGAUCCAAUACAAAUGGAUUUUCAAUACGUUUUUCAACAGUUCUCUCAGUUGAUACAAUACGCCAACAUCAUGAAGAAAACUAUGGUGAAGCCUAUUUACAUCGUAUUACAUCUAUUGCCUAUGAACUGGUUUCUAUUAUACCAAAUGGUUGGUCAUGGUAUCUUAUCUCUUACGUUGAUCCCACCUUAUUAAUAUCGUCCGUAUCAGCUAUUAAAAUGCAAUUGGCCUGGAAUGCUUCCUUUUCCUCAGACCUCUUUUUUAGUGCGAACUGGACACUGUAUGAGAGAUGCUCCACUUGUACAGGGAUGAGUAAAGAAGUUGAGUUAAACUUAACCUUAUCUUGGGAUCCAAUAUUAGAAGAAGUUGCGUUUUUUGUAAAUGACGAUAUACUUGGUACACCAAUUCCUCAUCGUGGAGUGAAGGAAUUUCUUAUGGGGAACUGUGCAGACACUUCUACACAAUACCAGAUAACAAUGGGUGGAUGGAAGGCGGCGUAUAAAUCGCAGGUGGAAUUUCUUGGACGUAUUUCUUCCAAUCAACUUCCACUUUACUUUGAAUAUCUUCCUGGAGAGAUGAAAGAACUUUUAUUACGGAACCGUCCUCUUUCACUCUUGCAGUUGCCUGCGAAUAGAUCUUUAAUGGCGGCUCCUGCCAAUACAAGUUUUGCAGCGGCUAUCUUUACGACCGCGACCUCCAUGAUGGAUCUUGCUCGAUUGACGAAUAAACUUCAACAGGAAUCCCGUAAUAAUUAUUUCUUGCCUGGUCGUACUUGUCGAGUCUAUUCCCAGCGAGAUCGUGAUGAAGGGGGAUGUUUUCCCUGUCCAGUGGGGAGUUAUGCUUUAUUGCCGGAUGAAAUGUCUAAAGAUGAGGAUGCCUUUUGUCAGUGCCUCUCCACUCGGCAUAUGAGAUAUAAUCAGAAGGAGUGUAUUCCGCGUUCCAUCGGGUAUGGGGCUCCAGUGACUAUUCUGAUGAUGAAUACAAAUAAUAUCUUUCUACCACUCACAAACUCGACAUCUCCUAUACCACUGGUUCAUUUUAUUGUGAAUGAAUACACUCGACCAACAGAUGCGGUGAAUGUAUUGCGUCCUAAAGCGGUGGCAUCUGUGGACUGUACUCCAGGAUUUAAUUCCUUCACCAUUCGUAAUUCCCCCGAUGACUCUAUUGUAGAAGUAUUGUUAAAGGAUUCAUUGGGUUUUCAUGGUGAGAUGUGUACUAUCAGCGGCUCUGUACAGAUGUAUCCUUUUCUCGAAAGUCCAAAGUCUAAACAACACUUCACAUUUAACUUUCGUGCCCCACCGCUUGAAUCCAAUAAUCUUAAUGUUAACGUCUCUACCACUCUUGCGAAGGAUCAGUACUCUAUAUGGUUACAAGUGACAGGAUACAGUUUAUUACAGCCUAAUGCCAUGGACACCUUACAACUUGUUGAGUUAAAGGAUGAACAAUUAAAUACUCUUCGUGAAUCUCUAAACCAAACGUUUAUACAUGCCUUUGUUCAAUGUGAUAGUAACUGGAAUGUAUCUCGGGUACUAUCACUUGAUAAUGGUGUUUUAUUACCUGUUCAAGAAGGUCGUAGUUGCACAUUAAAUCUUACAGUCGUAAGUGGUAUCAAGGCGUUUUCCCCGAGUACACCAUUAAUCUUUACGAUAGAUUCUUGUGUGGAUGGAAGAAGUGAGGGACUCAUAUUUUUUAACAGUAAUCUGUCUAUCAUCAUUUUCUCCAUAAUUUUUUUUCUUAUUGCAUUACUAACAGCUCUACUUUACAGUUACUCCGCUUUACGGGAUGGUUAUAAGAAGAAGAAGGAAUUUAUUACCUCCACUUCCAAUGGGUGA
Trypanosoma theileri is the source of this 3729-nucleotide messenger RNA. RefSeq lists its product as uncharacterized. The coding region runs from base 1 to 3729 and encodes 1242 amino acids. NCBI's taxonomy places the organism in Eukaryota, Euglenozoa, Kinetoplastea, Trypanosomatida, Trypanosomatidae. The transcript has a single exon. The record is from RefSeq and is a predicted model, not a curated record.